CUCAAUAAAUACGGAAGAAUCGAGCUAAACUGCUAAAAACGAAAAAAUAAAGGUUUUUCACCUCUCGUACAGGAUAUUCAUUCAAUUUUGGAAAAUGUAAGUAUGUAUUACACUAAAAACAGUAUGAGAAAUGCAGCGUCCAGUUCCUUCUAGCGUCUGACUAACCAGGAAGACGUUACAGAUUGGUCACUGCAACCGCUCUGGUACAACUGCUGCCGCCACAGAACCAUUUAUUUAAACUUCUGUAUCAGUAGGUACUGAUAAUGCCACCUAUUGUUUACUCUGGCAUUAGGUACUGAUAAUGCCACCCAUUUGUUGCUUCAAUGAGAAACCAUUGAAGCAACAAUGCAACAAUAUCGUGAACCAGCCUAAGAAAAUGGUGAUCUGUCUGUCUGUGUGUGGCCUACUUCAUUCCCAAAUACAACUCCCAAGGAAUCCCUCCACAAAGUCGCUUUCCAAAACUAAGCUUUUUCAUUGUAUAUUCAAAUCUAAACAUUGAAGGACAAAAGAACAAAUGUUUUGCCAGUGAAUUAUUUGUCAUUUCACUUUGGUUUACGGUAAGGAAGAGAAUUUUAUCUAGACAGAAAACCAACAGGUCUGGGCAGUUUUUCAGAAACUAGGUGAAGUGCUAAAAAGCAGUGAAUGACUGGAAAGCAUAACAAGCAUGAGAGGGCCUGAGAUGGGAGGAGAAAACACCAUGGACACAGGGUAAGAGAGAGGAAAUAAUCGGAAUCAAAGGAGAUCCUUCACAGCAGGAGGAACAGAUAAGCAGAAUGAGGAAACCGGAUAACAACUGAAGCCACAACAGUAGAGAUGGCUGAGGAAGGGCAGGCACCUAACGGCAUCUCUUUGAUUCAGUCCAUGCUGAACAGACUGAAGGUUAAUGAGAGGGUCCAGCGUUCAGCCCUACACAUAUCUCUGCACAACAGCCUCUCAAAGGACAUGGAUGAGAAUGCAGAGAACAGUAGGAUAGAUGGAUCACUCUCAGAGCAGCCCAGGAAGUCAAAUAUGUAUUUUAGGCAAGCACAAGCAACUCCAGAACAAGAAGCUGCACUAUUAGCCAUGGACUAUAACAGUACAAGCUCCAAAAUGCAAAAACAGGUUACGUCUGAGGAGGAAACGGAGCCACCAGCUAACCCACCACCAGAGCCACAGCAUAGCCCACUGCCCUCUCCUAAAGAGGAGAGUCCCACUACAGUGCAAGUCAGCUUCCAAAGGACGUUCACACUUCAAGAUUUUACACUGACCCUUGAGCCCAUCAAUUUAUUGGAGGAGGUCCUUAUAGGAGAAGAAUGGUCAAGAUUCCUUCCUGUCAAAAGUGGCCCACCCCAAGGAGAAGCCAACAACCAAUCACAAAUGGAGAAAACCAUAAACGUAUUGGAAGAGGCCCUUAUAGGAGAAAACUGUGCAAGCUUUCUGCCAGUCAAAGACAGGCCAAUAGUAAUAGAGAAUGACUACUCACAAAGAGUGAAUACUAGUCACUUCAGUAAAGAUAGCCAAUCUCAGAACUUAGUCAUAACGCAAGACAAAUCAACAGACAAAGAACAGUCAGUCAGCAGUCAGUCAGAAAAAGGUCAGGUACUAAUAAUAAAUAGUGGAAUAAAACAUAAGAAACCUGAAGUGCCAGAAAAUGAACACCUUAUGGAUGAUCAUGAAUAUGCGGUUGUGGAUGUGUUAAUACAGCCUAAUAGUAAACAAAACAAGCGAAAUUCAAAGGAUUUUUUACAGCUUGACUUGUCUGCAGUCAAGUCAAGGGGAGUAUUGGACAAUUCUGCAUUAAAGAGUCGAAUCUACUUGAGCAAAAAGAGGAAGCAUCGACCACCAAAACUGAGAAGAAAAGGAAAGGCAGAAGCAGCACAAAAUUUCAAAACCAUAGACAGUUUGAGUGACUCUACAACCUCAUCCCCACUUGAGUUUACGCGGACAUCUGCGGUCUUUGCCUCCUCUAUAUUUUACAGUUUGCCACAUUCCUCAUUGUUCCCUGACUCAGAGGUCUCCCUAACACCUGCCCUCGGUGAUAAGCAAAAGGCAAAAGAGAGAGGCAGGAAAGCAAAGAUUUGGAAUCUGAAAGCCUAAUUCAGUUCUGGAGAACGUCACAAAAACAUGGACACUGGUGAUUUGCAUAGGAUCUGGAGGAGAAUUCAGACAUUCAAACAGAGAAUUACAGAUAUAAAUACCCCCC
Molecule: messenger RNA, 2182 nt
Organism: Electrophorus electricus (electric eel)
Lineage: Eukaryota; Metazoa; Chordata; Actinopteri; Gymnotiformes; Gymnotidae
Source: RefSeq, a predicted model, not a curated record